Messenger RNA from Aspergillus pseudoviridinutans, 1290 nucleotides. RefSeq lists its product as uncharacterized. NCBI's taxonomy places the organism in Eukaryota, Fungi, Ascomycota, Eurotiomycetes, Eurotiales, Aspergillaceae. The record is from RefSeq and is a predicted model, not a curated record. The transcript is spliced from 2 exons. Bases 1 to 1290 code for a protein of 429 amino acids.
AUGGCAGAUAUUGAGUUCAAUAACUUCCUUAACGGUCCGCCAUUCAGCUCUCACGACGAAGAUAUCCACCGCGCCUUUGACCAGUGGUGUGGGGUGACGUUUCCCGAAUCACCUGCAGCGACUAGCGCAGCUUCUAUCUAUGCUAAUAAUGGCUUGGACGACAUCGAACACAUAUACACAGUCCUCCACAAGGGUGUAGACCAGGUAGCUGCAAGACUGUCUGCCCACACGCCGCCACGGCUGGAUCAGAUAAAAGAGCAAAACCGUAUGCUCAUCGAUAAACUCACAUCUCUAGAAAGUGCAAUCACCCGUGACACUACGGCGGUUGUACUUGGCCCAUCUGCAUCGGCACCUGAGUUGGACCGCGAGCGUAGUGGUGCCAAGAAACGACGUGUCUCGCAGUCUACAGGGACUGGAAGAAGUAGCGGCCUACAGCAGCAGUCACACAGGUAUGGCCACAGGAGUCCGUCGUUUGGUGGGUUUGAAGUCGAUUCCAAGCUGGCCAGGAAGCUGCAGCAGAUUGGCAACCAGGAAACCCGGGCUCAAGUGGCAGAGUUUGCGGCACAGUUAAAAGCAGCGGAAUGUCACGAUGCCCUGCCGACUAUCUACCAAUUUUCAGAUUUGUCGCAGGUCACCGACGUGCCCCAUUUUCUCCGGGUGGUUCUACACCUGGGCUGGGCAAUUGAAAGCAGCAGUUUUGGGGAGCAAAACUCCCGGAUCAAGAAAAGAAUCGCACUUGCCCACUUCUACAACGCGUACAAGCUGGCGCAGGAUCAGCCGGAGUUGUUUCUCUCAUGGUGUGACGAUCGACGGGUGCAAGGCGGCUCGAUGCUGCCGAAAGGUGGGCACAAGUCGAUCGUGCAGCAUCGUUUUGCCGACCUGAUCUUCUCUCGUGGCGGAAACCACGUGGGAAUGCCGUCGGCUCGUCCUCUAGACCAUGGCGAGGAUGCGAAGAGAAGGAUAGCCAAAAUACAGAUGUGGAGGAAGAGUGGCAAGAAAUGGGCGCAGAUCAUUCAGCGCUUUGGUUACGGGAUACUGCUGCUACUGCCCUCUAGUUUGUCAGACGAGGACUUGCGUGUUGCUUCUGACAAGGACACAGCUUGUGUCUUAGAUCUGAUCGACUCCCGCAAACACCUAUUCGCGGAUAUUUUACAACAGGCCAAUGACCUUUUGGAAGCGCACUUCUUUCCACAAGGCCAAAAUGCUCAAUUGAUCAAUUCCUACAGUUGUGGCCGUUUUGGAGGAGCGGACUGGGACGAUUUCCUGAAUACAUCCGUUCUAGGAAAUUAG